AUGGAGGCUGGGAGGCCGCGGCCGGUGCUGCGCUCGGUGAACUCGCGCGAGCCGUCCCAGGUCAUCUUCUGCAACCGCAGCCCGCGCGUCGUGCUCCCCGUGUGGCUCAACUUCGACGGCGAGCCGCAGCCCUACCCCACGCUGCCGCCGGGCACGGGCCGCCGCAUGCACAGCUACCGAGGUCACCUUUGGCUCUUCCGAGAUGCUGGGACAUAUGAUGGGCUUCUGGUAAACCAAACUGAACUAUUUGUGCCAUCUCUCAAUGUUGAUGGACAGCCUAUUUUUGCCAACAUCACACUACCAGUGUAUACCCUAAAAGAGCGAUGCCUUCAGGUUGUCCGCAGCCUCGUCAAGCCUGAGGAUUACAGGAGACUGGACAUUGUGAGAUCACUCUACGAGGAUCUGGAAGACCACCCAAAUGUGAUGAAAGACCUGGAGCGGCUGACACAGGAGCACAUUGAAAAUCAGCGGAUGGAAGAGGAUUUACACUGA
Pipistrellus nathusii (Nathusius's pipistrelle) is the source of this 492-nucleotide messenger RNA. Lineage: Eukaryota; Metazoa; Chordata; Mammalia; Chiroptera; Vespertilionidae. The record is from the annotation of a GenBank genome assembly.